CCACCCCUCCACUUUUUCUGCCAUAAACUUUCGAACUCCACAUUGUUGCCACAGACCCUCCUUUCCUCUAAAACCAGAGCAACGGGAUUGAACCCCGAUACUCUCCAUCUACAGAUUUAGCCAACCGGAUCACGUCCUCCAUCACCAUAACAACGAGCACUGCUUCCUCCUCACGCGGCUCUUCACUUCACCUCGCGGUACUGCCGUCCUUCUUCCUCUCUCCUCCGCCCUCUCCCCUCUCUCUGCACUAAUCCGUCACACCCACCCCUCCUCGGUAUGGAGAAGGUGCAACACAUCACGCGGGCGGCCAUUCGGCGGGCGUCCAUCAUGGAGGUUCCCCAGCAGGCCAAGCAAAACAUGCAGGAGCUCUUCGUCAACUUCUGCCUCAUCCUCAUCUGCCUGCUGCUCAUCUACAUCAUUGUCUUGCUAAUCUCUUUCCACGGCAUGUGAGAGACCAGCGUGAUGUAACCUGCUCAUCCUCCUUUUCACUGGCAAACAAGAAGAACCUCCACUUGGGGCCGAUCACACUCGGGAUACACUUCAACACGGCCGAACAAUCUCCAGGAAUCUCCAUCCCAUCACUAUGGAUCUGAUCAAUAACCGAGGACUAAACCUGCUGCUCAACUUCCUGCUUAUUGUUGUGGCUCUACUGCUCAUGCUGAUCCUGGUCAAGCUCAUGUGACCCGAAAUGGCCAGAAACAAGAAAUAUUGGUAUAAGAGGGGCGUAUGUUUCAGAGACUUCUACUCUCUCCGCCUCUUAAACCAAUUUAAGGUUCCUUACAAGACAUUAGACUGACUUCUAAACUUUUUCUCACUUCAACUACACACCAGAUGAAUCUGUGCAAUAUGAUUGACAGGCAGAGAAUGUUUCUGAUUGGCUAGUUUUCUGAUGUAGGCUUUUCCCCCUUAAAAUUUUUCUUCACUGUCACAGAGAAUUUGUAUUAUUUCUCAGGACACAUAUGUCACUCAUUUUAAAAAAAAAUGCAGAUAGUAGGGACGUUUUGAAAGCCUGGUGUUAAAAAUAUCAGUUUUAACAACUUUAGGCAACUUUAAACUGAUUUCCACUGCAUCGAUUACAAAUAAAUCAAACAUAAUAAAAAAUGCAAAACUUGAUAGUCGAUAAAAAAUGGUUAUACAUUUUUGUUAAAAAAAAAAAAAAAGUGUCACUGCGCCCUCUGGUGGUUGCUACCUCUUACUGCUCAAAAACAACAACAACAUUACAAUUCCAUAACAAUGGGAUUUAGAUUAAAAUGAUAUCUUUUUCUGUGAACAGCAAGUUUGGAUUCAAGUACAUGGUCAAAUGAAUUAAAACUGAAAAUAUAGAUGAGCACUAAAAUCACAUGACAUGCCACUGACAGUGACACUAUUCUUAAAAAUCUGUAUUUUUCCUGCAAAAAAAAAACAAACAAACAAACAAACAAAAAAAGCUGUGGAUGUACUCCUGAUAAGAUGCAUUUCAUAAAUUGAAGGACACAGUCAUGUUUUAAUAAGAAUAUGCACUGGUUUGCCUAUCAUAUAAUCAAUGUACUCUUUAUAUAUUCUUUUCUGCAUUCACUAAGCGCUUGUUAAAAUCUGUGUGAAUAUAUUUAUGAUAUACUUGUACUCAUAAAUGGGAAGGAAUUACUGUGCAGUGCAGGCACUUGAGAAAUAAGACAAUGAAAGCAAGUGCUGCGAAUAAAACAGUUACACUGAUAA
Molecule: messenger RNA, 1695 nt
Organism: Cyprinus carpio (common carp)
Lineage: Eukaryota; Metazoa; Chordata; Actinopteri; Cypriniformes; Cyprinidae
Product: phospholamban
Biological process (GO): negative regulation of calcium ion import into sarcoplasmic reticulum; negative regulation of ATPase-coupled calcium transmembrane transporter activity; negative regulation of heart rate
Cellular component (GO): membrane; sarcoplasmic reticulum
Molecular function (GO): ATPase inhibitor activity
Source: RefSeq, a predicted model, not a curated record